GAUAGUGCAGAAGCUAUGCCAUGCCAUUAUACACAUAUUUUUUAUACUGCAUCACUAAUAUUUCUACUUGGCCUUCUGCCAGUGCACUUCUACUCGUACAAACCUUUCCUGGAACAGGGUUUUGGACAUACUCGUACUCGUAUAUCCUUGGUACGCAUAUUUUGGCAGCAGUCUGCCUUCCUUGAGCUUGCUUUUGUUGGAC
Messenger RNA from Lentinula edodes (shiitake mushroom), 202 nucleotides. RefSeq lists its product as uncharacterized. The record is from RefSeq and is a predicted model, not a curated record. Bases 21 to 185 code for a protein of 54 amino acids. Lineage: Eukaryota; Fungi; Basidiomycota; Agaricomycetes; Agaricales; Omphalotaceae. The transcript has a single exon.